ACGAAUGAACGAAAUUAAUAUUCUGUGGUAAAAACUAACCUAUAAAGACAUCAACAAUUUCAUGCUUUGAGUUACUUACAUCUUACAUCAAAUGUAUAAAAAGUGUUUUGUUGUAUUAUUAUUUACCAGUUUCCGCAUAUAUUACUGAUCUAACAAAUAUUGAAGAUUUUCUGUUGAUUUUGCCAGUCAUUGUGACAAUAAGAAUGAAUUCCUCUGAAAUAUUCAAAACACUAUGCCAAGGUUUGAAAUUUCCAAAGCAAACCAACCCUACCCAUUAUUUUAAAAAAACCAAACCGAAACCCGAUUUAAAACAAGAAAUUAAAAAUGAGUUUGAAGAAAUCUCUGAAUCUAUGAAUUCUAUGAAAUUGGAAGAACCAAAUGAUUCUGACAAUGGUAUUACUAUUUUGAGUUCAUUCAACACCAAGACAGAAAAGAAAGGUAAGAAGCGAAAGCUUGAAUCUGAAGAUGAAGUCCAGCGGAAAAAACGAAUUCAGGAAGUGGAACAAUUGAAUCAUUAUAGAAACGUGAAUAAAAUAAAAGUUAAAGGCAAAAGCCUUCCUCCACCAGCUCAAACAUUUCCUGAAUUUGAAAUAGAUUCGGAUCUCCAAGAAAAUUUGAAAAAAAUUGGUUUUACUGCACCUACUUUGAUUCAACAGCAGGCAGUACCUAUUAUGAUCAAAAAAACCAAACCGAAACCCGAUUUAAAACAAGAAAUUAAAAAUGAGUUUGAAGAAAUCUCUGAAUCUAUGAAUUCUAUGAAAUUGGAAGAACCAAAUGAUUGUGACAAUGAUAUUACUAUUUUGAGUUCAUUUAACACCAAGACAGAAAAGAAAGGUAAGAAGCGAAAGCUUGAAUCUGAAGAUGAAGUCCAGCGGAAAAAACGAAUUCAGGAAGUAGAACAAUUGAAUCAUUAUAGAAACGUGAAUAAAAUAAAAGUUAAAGGCAAAAGCCUUCCUCCACCAGCUCAAACAUUUGCUGAAUUUGAAAUAGAUUUGGAUCUCCAAGAAAAUUUGAAAAAAAUUGGUUUUACUGCACCUACUUUGAUUCAACAGCAGGCAGUACCUAUUAUGAUCAAAGGUAAAAAUCUAUUGGCUCUGGCCCCUACAGGAUCUGGUAAAACAAUUGCCUACCUUCUACCUAUUAUCCAAAAGUUGAAAUCUCACAAGAAAAAAGGAUUUCGUUCCCUCAUCUUAUGCCCAACACGUGAAUUGGUGAAGCAAAUAAAAAAUGAGUGUGUCAAGUUAGCAGAAGGCCGAAAAUUGAGAAUAUUCACAAUUCCUAAUAAGAAAAAAGCAAUUGCUGAAUUCAGUUCUAAGGGUAAACAAACCUAUGAUCUUAUGAUAACAACUCCUGGACGUUUAUGUCUCCUACUAGAACAGGAAAACUCAACGUUGGACUUGAAAACUGUAGAGAGGGUAGUUGUUGAUGAAGCUGACAAACUUUUUGAAGCUGGUAAUUGUGGAUUUGGAAAACAGCUGAGGCAAAUUUUAGGUGCAUGCAGCAAUGAAAAUCGUAAAAUAGCUAUGUUUGGUGCGACGUCUCGAUCAUCUGUCUCAAAGUGGUGUUAUAAAAAUGUGAAGAAUUUGAUACAGGUUGAUAUAGGAAGAAGGAAUACUGCAUCCCUAGAUGUGGACCAAAAAUUGCGUUUUGUUGGUGAUGACAGAGAUAAAUUAUUUGCUCUACGUGAUAUUAUUAGAAAUGGUAUUGAACCACCAGUUCUUAUUUUUGUAAAAACGAAGGAUAAGGCUAAAAUGUUAUUCAAGGAACUUCUCUUAGAUGGUAUAUAUGUAGAUGCUAUUCACGCUGACAGGACAGAAGAAGAAAGGGGAAACACAGUGAGGGCUUUUCAAAAUAAGAAAAUUUGGGUUUUAGUAUGCACUGAAUUAAUGGCAAGAGGUAUCGAUUUCAAAAAUGUAAAUCUGGUUAUAAAUUUUGAUUUUCCACGAGACUUGGCUACAUAUAUUCACAUGGUUGGUAGAUCAGGCAGAGGUGGACAAAAGGGUGCAGCAAUUACAUUUUAUAAUGUAGAAGAUGUGGAGUAUUUAAGACAAAUGGCACAUAAGUUGGUGGCAUCAGGAUGUAAUGUGCCAGAAUAUCUCAUAGAAAACAAGAAAGAGAGGAAGAAGAGGGCGUUGAAAGCAAAAAAGGACAAAUCAAAGGUUCAAGAAAAUGAAACUAAGAAAACCCAAAUGGGCAAACCAAAGGUUCAAGCAAAUAAAAAUAAGAAAACUCAAAUGAACAAAUCAAAAGUUGUGAACAAGACUAAGAAAACUCAAAUGGCCAAAGGAAAAACUCGAAAGGAGACAUCAAUUGAAUCUGACUAGGAGGAGAUGAUUUAUAUUAUAAUGUUUUAUUUACAAAUGUAUAGGAGUCUUGUAAAUAUUAAUGUACAAAGUUAUAAUUAAACAAAUAAUUUCUUA
This is a messenger RNA of Harmonia axyridis, 2420 nucleotides long. It is a transcript of the gene ais, whose product is annotated as probable ATP-dependent RNA helicase DDX52. Gene Ontology annotation, biological process: maturation of SSU-rRNA. Bases 204 to 2324 code for a protein of 706 amino acids. The record is from RefSeq and is a predicted model, not a curated record. Lineage: Eukaryota; Metazoa; Arthropoda; Insecta; Coleoptera; Coccinellidae. The transcript is spliced from 13 exons. Gene Ontology annotation, molecular function: nucleic acid binding; ATP binding; RNA helicase activity.